Messenger RNA from Effrenium voratum, 330 nucleotides. Lineage: Eukaryota; Dinophyceae; Suessiales; Symbiodiniaceae. The record is from the annotation of a GenBank genome assembly.
AUGUCGCGCAGCCGCUCGCGCAGUGCGGGGCGGGAGAUGGACGAGGUUUCAGGCGAGUCGAAAGCGUCGGGGGAUUUCUGGCGGCUGCAGCUGGAGGCCGUGUAUGCGCGUCGGAACCCGGCGAAGCUGGGGAAGAUCCCGGAGUUGCUGCAGAAGUACGCGGGUCAGGAGGCGGUGCUCUACGCCAAGGUCUGCCGCACCUAUGACCUGAAUCCCCAGAAGUUCCACACGGAGCCGGAUGCCUGGCUAGAGUACGACCUACCAGAUCGCGGCACUUACAUCCGCGCAGCCGAUAGCACAGCGGAGGAGCAGUUCGAGGUCCUUUCGUGA